This is a messenger RNA of Leptinotarsa decemlineata (Colorado potato beetle), 2888 nucleotides long. It is a transcript of the gene Ptpmeg, whose product is annotated as Protein tyrosine phosphatase Meg. Gene Ontology annotation, molecular function: protein binding; protein tyrosine phosphatase activity. Gene Ontology annotation, cellular component: cytoskeleton. NCBI's taxonomy places the organism in Eukaryota, Metazoa, Arthropoda, Insecta, Coleoptera, Chrysomelidae. Gene Ontology annotation, biological process: protein dephosphorylation. The record is from RefSeq and is a predicted model, not a curated record.
GUGAAAGUUAUCAAACAGCAAAUCUAACGUAAUCUGAAAUCUCAUCUACAUAUUGUCGAUGAAUAAAUAACAAAUAUGGGGGUUCGGUAAAAAAAUACUGUGCCAACCGUUAUAUCAGACAAUCAGCUUGUGAUCGUGAUAACCAUUUUCAUUGAGAAGUGUCGUAGAUAUGAAAAUAUCUAGGAGAACCGCAAACCCCGCCGCAGCAGACUUCAGGUUUUGACAUAUUUAUCGCAGCAUUUUUUCUUUUCCGGAAUAGCAUGUCGAUAAAGCUGAGCAUUUCGAUAGCCUUUUUAUUUUGUGAGAAUGAUCGAAAGCGUUUCAAAGAGGGCAUUCAGUGGAUCAAGUGGCACUUAUAAUGUUCACGCUUUAGAGCUGGCUGCUGCAAGGGAACGUAAACUGAAAGGUCUCAGCGUGACGGUGAGAUUCUUGGAUGACACCGAGCACGUUUUUCACAUUGAAAAACGUGUCAAAGGAGCCGUUCUCCUCGAGCAGGUGUAUCAGCAUCUGGAGCUCGUAGAAAAAGAUUAUUUCGGCCUGCAGUACUCCGAGAACGGUUGCCUGCCCGGGAGCGGAGGGUCAGUGUGGAUGCGUUGGUUAGAUCCGUCCAAAUCAAUAAAAAAGCAGCUGGGAAACUGCCAGUAUCCAUUACAUUUUAGAGUCAAAUUUUAUGUAUCCGAUCCAAGUAAACUACAAGAGGAAUAUACAAGAUAUCAAUUUUAUCUACAAUUAAGGAGAGACAUUUUAGAAGGAAAACUACAGUUAGCUUCCAGCACUGCCAUACUUUUAGCCAGUUACACUGUACAAUCCGAACUAGGAGACUAUCAACCCGAAGAACAUGGACCAAACUAUUUAUCACAUUUACAACUCGUUCCCAAUCAAACUGAAGAAAUCGAAAAUAAGAUAUCAGAGUUGCACAAGCUACACAAAGGUCAAUUACCCGCAGAUGCAGAGUUCAAUUUCUUAGACUACGCGAAGCGAAUCGAGAUGUAUGGCGUCGAACUUCACAAAGCGAAAGACAACGCAAACAAAGAUAUACAGCUGGGAGUUACGCAUAUCGGUCUGGUCGUUUUCCAAAACAACGUCAGGGUCAAUUCGUUUUCUUGGUCGAAAAUAAUGAAGAUAUCCUUCAAGAGGAAACAGUUUUUCAUACAAUUGCGCAGGGAAAUCACUGAAUCGUAUGACACUUUGCUGGGUUUCAAUAUGGAAACGUACAGGUCGUCCAAAACUCUAUGGAAAUCUUGUGUGGAACAUCACACUUUCUUCAGGUUACAUUCGCCGAGAAUAAGGAGGAAAUUUCCCCUGUCGUUGGGGUCCAAGUUUACGUAUUCUGGAAUAAGAGUGGUCCUAGUGUACUGCCCUGAGGUGAAGCCAACUGUUCCGCCUCUUCCAUUAGAGGACAAAGGGAAAAUCAUGUCUGCUCCUGCCAGACCUCCGGGUCCAUAUGCUCACAAAGUAACAUCCCUCGAUACCAAAGAACCCAAGAAGGCGUGGACGGAAGACUCGAGAGCUUCUGAUGACGACGGUGGUUUCUUGGAGAGAACCCUCGAAGGACCUUUUUCACCCGGUAUUGCUGGUAGGGUGAUGAGUUAUGCAGAUGAAGAACAACCCUCGCCCACUUCGAAUGGUCUUUAUGACACCCCUCCGUAUAGCGUUAGCCACUCACCGACGUCUCAAAUCAUCGACGACGGUCUGGUGACUAUUACUCUCUACCCCGACGAAGACGAGAAAUACGGAUUCAACGUCAAAGGUGGCACUGAAAUAGACGUACCGAUAUUGGUAUCGAGGGUCGCUCCGAAUACGUCUGCUGACAAAUGUACCCCGAGACUUAGUGAGGGUGACCAAGUAGUUCAAAUCAACGGGCACGACGUUUCGCAUGCUCUUCAUCAGGACGUCGUGAGGCUCAUACAGGAAGCUCGAUCGACGAAUGGAGGAAAACUUAUUCUUGUGGUGAGACCAAAUGUUUUGUAUCAACAACAUGAAGACUUCGAGGAACCUGCGUUUCAGUAUGUCCCUGUUGAAACGUCGGAGCCUCUUUCUCCAGGGAACGCUUUGAAGCAGAGCAUGCUCCUGUUGGCCGACGGAUUAGCUAGCGGGGCUUUGAUAGCGCAUUAUGAAAUGUUGUACAGGAAACACCCCGAUCUGACCUGUGACGAAUCUUGUAAACCGCACAACAUCAACAAGAAUCGGUAUAGGGAUAUAUUGCCUUCAUUCCAGAACGACAGGAGUAGAGAAAUAAAACACAUGCAGUACGUGGCGUGGCCAGACCAUGGUGUGCCAGACUCCCCUCAGCAGUUCCUGAACUUCACCGAAAGGGUGCGAGCGGCGAGAAGGAACGACGCCCCCGUCGUCGUGCAUUGCAGUGCCGGCAUCGGCAGGACAGGGGUGCUGGUGCUGAUGGAGACAGCGCUGUGUCUCAUGGAGGCAGGCGAGCCCAUCUAUCCGCUGGAGAUCGUCAAAACGAUGAGGGAACAACGAGCUAUGAUGAUACAAAAUGCUAGUCAAUACCGAUUUGUCUGUGAAAGUGUACAUGCUGCAUACAGCGAAAAAAUAGAAUUAGGAAAGCAGGAAUGAAUGUCGUUGGUCUAUUCCCUCGUUUUAUUGUGCCGAGUUAGUGGUUUUUCAAAAACGCUAACGUAAAGUUAUCGUCAUUCGAUAUGUUGUGUCCGUCGAAAGAGUUAAUCAUGUGAUGUGAUUUUAUAAGCCUUACACGAGAGUAACAGUACACCAGAAUAGCCUCCCUUGUUCCGAAGGUCAAUUCUAAAGAGUAUUUAUAUUUUCAUUCUAGAACUUUAUUGAGCUUCGGAAUAAGUGGUACUUGAUGUUUGUUAUUUUUUUGGAUGGAACAUGUUUAUUUAGAAGUAAAUAAAACUUUUUGUUGGAAAAAC